This is a messenger RNA of Sporothrix brasiliensis 5110, 498 nucleotides long. Its product is annotated as glutathione S-transferase. The transcript is spliced from 4 exons. The record is from RefSeq and is a predicted model, not a curated record. The coding region runs from base 1 to 498 and encodes 165 amino acids. Gene Ontology annotation, molecular function: glutathione transferase activity; glutathione peroxidase activity. Gene Ontology annotation, cellular component: membrane; endoplasmic reticulum; nuclear envelope. Lineage: Eukaryota; Fungi; Ascomycota; Sordariomycetes; Ophiostomatales; Ophiostomataceae.
AUGUCUCUUACCAUCCAAGUCCCGGCCGAAUAUGGCUACGUCUUCGGCGCCGCCACGGCCAUCUUCUUCGUCAACGCCUACCACUCCAUGUUGACCGGCACUUACCGCAGGGCCGCCAAGAUCCCGUACCCCAACUGCUACGCCAGCGCGGAGCUCGCCCAGAAGGACAACGCCGCCUUCCAGUUUAACUGUGCCCAAAGAGCCCAUGCCAACUUCGGUGAGAACCUGCCGACCUUCCUGGGCGCCCUCUUCAUCAGCGGCCUCCGGUUCCCCAUCCUGAGCGCCAGCGCCGGCGUCGCCUGGGCCAUUGCCCGUGUCCUGUACGCUCGCGGCUACGUCAAGAACGGUCCCAAGGGCCGUCACAUAUCGAGCAGUGGCCGGACUCGUCGAGAACAUUUUGCUAAUACAACAAGUGGUACCGUUCACUACGUCCUCGAUGUGGCCUUGAAGCUAGCGUCUGCCUACACGGCCUACACCUUCAUCCAGCCCUUGCUGUAA